AUGAGUUGUCAGGCAACUUUGCGUGAUUUAUCAGCACCAGCAAUAACACCAACAACACCACCAACAACAACUGCUUUGCAUCGCAAGUUUCACCUUCGCUCUGAAUUUUCUCAGCUCAUCUUCUGCCUGGCUGCCCUUGUCGCCUGUGUGCAUGCUCGUCCCGGUGGCCCAGCCGCCUACUCCAUUAGCGCCCCUAGUGUGGAUCAUGCAUCGGUGGGCAAUACACAGGAGCAUACCGUAAAGGGCCAUUAUGGUCAGUCAUCGCAAUCGGACUAUACCAGCCAAGUGCAAACGGCGCAUUCACAGUCGCACGUCCAACGGUCAAGCAUUAGCAAUGAUGCGGGUCUGGCGCCCGCCAUAGGUGGUGAGUAUUGUGCCCGAGCCGCACAUGCCGUAGCCGCACCUGCUGUUGGUUAUGCGCACACCGCACCCGCUCUGGCCACCCAUGGCCUCUCAUAUGCCGCCGCUCCAGCUCUGGCCACGCACGGUAUUUCCUAUGCCGCUCCAGCCUUGUCCCAUGGCAUCUCGUAUGCCGCUCCGGCCUAUAGUCAGGGCUAUGCCACCGCCGCCGCCCACGCUGCCCCAGCCUACUCCUAUGGUGGCUACGCAGCCACCGCUCCAGCCCUGCAGUUGUCCAGCGCGCAUUUGGGGUAUGCCGCAGCGCCGGCGCUGGCGCAUGGCUACCAUCUGGCGACUGCCGCUGCGCCCACUCUGAAGUAUGCCGCCGCCCCCGCCUACGCACCUGGAAUCAUUGGUCAUGGCAUUGGUCUGGCAUCGCCUAUUGCGCAUAUUGGGGCUCCACUGCUCAAAGCUGCUGUCGCUGCCCCCGCCCUAGUGCAUACAUCGGUCGCUGGCCAUGGCAUACAGUAUGGCUAUUAA
Molecule: messenger RNA, 879 nt
Organism: Scaptodrosophila lebanonensis
Lineage: Eukaryota; Metazoa; Arthropoda; Insecta; Diptera; Drosophilidae
Product: cuticle protein 16.5
Exons: 4
Coding region: 1-879 (292 amino acids)
Source: RefSeq, a predicted model, not a curated record